Apodemus sylvaticus (European woodmouse) is the source of this 1605-nucleotide messenger RNA. Its product is annotated as sperm motility kinase 4A-like. Gene Ontology annotation, cellular component: cytoplasm. The record is from RefSeq and is a predicted model, not a curated record. Gene Ontology annotation, molecular function: tau-protein kinase activity; protein serine/threonine kinase activity; ATP binding. Bases 1 to 1605 code for a protein of 534 amino acids. Gene Ontology annotation, biological process: intracellular signal transduction; microtubule cytoskeleton organization; protein phosphorylation. The transcript is spliced from 2 exons. NCBI's taxonomy places the organism in Eukaryota, Metazoa, Chordata, Mammalia, Rodentia, Muridae.
AUGAGUUUUGGGAGUAAAGAGGAUUCAGAGAACCUCAGAUCUGAGUCCAGCUUUUCUAACACAGAGAGUUUUCACUCUCAGUACAUCCUUGGAAAGACCAUUAGCCACGGAGGCAGCUCCAAUGUGAAGUUGGCCCAUCACCGCCUCACAGGCACCCCCGUGGCUGUGAAAAUGAUACCCAAGCAAGAGAACUGGUGCCAUCCUGUCACAUCAGAGGUGGAGAGCAUGAUGACUUUAAAUCACCCCAACAUUAUCUCUCUGUUCCAAGUCAUCAAGACAGAGAAGAGAGUAUACCUGAUCAUGGAGUUGUGUGAGGGCAAGUCACUUUACCACCACAUCCUAGAGGCUGGCCACCUGCAGGAGGAUGAAGCCAGGGCAAUCUUCAGACAAAUUUUACAUGCUAUGAACUAUUGCCAUGACCAAGGUAUAGUUCAUAGAGAUCUCAAGCCGGACAACAUCAUGAUAGAUAGCAAUGGAAAAAUAAAAGUAAUUGACUUUGGGCUGAGUGCCCAAGUGAAGCCAGGACAGCGGCUGAGCUAUCACUGUGGGACUUUCCCCUUUGCUGCGCCUGAGCUCCUCCUUGGCAGACUAUAUGACGGCCACAAGCUCGAUGUAUGGACCCUGGGUAUCGUUUUGUAUCUUAUGAUCACCGGAAGGGUACCAUUUGAUGCUUCCAACUUACUACAUUUUCGAAGACAGGUUGUGUCAGGCAAGUAUCCUGUCCCCUCUCGCCUAUCAAGAGAACUCCAGGACCUGGUUAGACUUUUACUUACCGCAGACCCCAAACAGAGGCCAACCAUUGGUGAAGUUCUGAAGCAUCCCUGGGUCAGAGAAGAUUCCCAGGUGUUCACGCAUCCUCGUGAGGAGCUGCCCACCCUCGGCCCAGAUGUGGCCAUUAUAAAAGCCAUGGGUCACCUUGGCUUCAGAGAAGAAGAUAUAAAAGACUCUCUAUUUCGUAAAAAAUACAACCAGGACAUGGCCUGUUAUAGUUUCCUGAAACAACAGGCUGUGAAACAACAUGAAUGUGACAGCCUGACCCGUUCUAAGCCCAUGAAUCCACUGAGGACACCUUUACCUUCCCCUGAUGAUCCUGCCACUUUCAACCUUGAACAAAGAUGUAGAGAAAUGCAACGAGCAUUACACUGGUCAUCUUACACGAGUGAAGGUCAUUUCACUCCUAGAGAGAGGAGAGCAAGAAGUCAACGACGCGGGAGGGGCGGAACUGUUGUAGAAGCUGCAGAGGUGGCUUCGGCAGCAGUUCUGGAGCGGGAGGGGGCUCUGGCAUGGGCUGCAUGGGCCACAGGGCUCGCGGCGGGGACCGCCCCUAGCCGGCGAACGGCCUCCGCGGGGCUCGAGGCGGGGGACGGCCCCCAGCCGGCGAACGGCCGCCGCGGGGCCGGCGAACGGCCGCCGCCAGGCCCACUUCUACCGCGGCUCCGGGACGGCUGGGAAGGCCAGGCGGUUCUGGCAGCCAGCGCCAUGAGCCCCAGGGACCAACAAGCCAGCGCGCGGGAAAACAAGGAAACCAGAAAGGGAGGGAACGGGAGGGAACAGAACACCAGAGUCUUGCGGGCAAACGCGGGAAGUGCCAGACUUACCCAUUGA